Messenger RNA from Arabidopsis lyrata subsp. lyrata, 1549 nucleotides. Its product is annotated as putative MO25-like protein At4g17270. Bases 310 to 1341 code for a protein of 343 amino acids. The transcript is spliced from 11 exons. Gene Ontology annotation, molecular function: protein serine/threonine kinase activator activity. Lineage: Eukaryota; Viridiplantae; Streptophyta; Magnoliopsida; Brassicales; Brassicaceae. The record is from RefSeq and is a predicted model, not a curated record. Gene Ontology annotation, biological process: intracellular signal transduction.
CUAUGAGCAUUGAACCCCACCAACCUAAAAAGAAGGCCAGGACUCGUAUAGUAAAAUGUUUGACAAUCAAACCAAAUAAGCAAAGAGAUCUCUCGCUCUAUCUGAAAAUCUCAAAACGGAGAACGCGAGGGAACAAGAGAUUAAAGCAUAGUGAGACCCUAAGAGAGAGAGAGAGCUUUAGGUCUAGAGAGAAUCAAUCACACAACAUAAACUACGAUAGGAUCGUGCGCGUCAAAAGAAGGUGGUACUGCUGAUUCCACCCGAAGAUUAGUCUCCGCUUCUGGUUGUUCCGGUGGAGACUCGGCGGACAUGAGAGGUCUUUUCAAAUCCAAACCGCGGACUCCCGCUGAUAUUGUUCGACAGACUCGCGAUCUCCUCCUCUAUGCCGAUCGAUCCAACUCUUUCCCUGACCUUCGAGAGUCCAAACGCGAGGAAAAGCUGGUGGAACUAAGCAAGAGCAUACGAGAUUUGAAGUUAAUUCUCUAUGGAAACAGUGAGGCUGAGCCUGUUUCUGAAGCUUGUGCUCAGUUGACUCAGGAGUUCUUUAAGGCUGAUACUCUUCGCCGCUUGCUCACUUCUCUUCCUAAUUUGAACUUGGAGGCCAGGAAAGAUGCUACACAAGUUGUUGCAAAUCUUCAGAGGCAACAAGUCAAUUCACGUCUUAUUGCUGCUGAUUAUCUUGAAUCCAACAUUGAUCUUAUGGAUUUUCUAGUCGAUGGGUUCGAAAACACUGAUAUGGCGUUACACUAUGGUACUAUGUUUAGAGAGUGCAUCCGCCAUCAGAUUGUUGCAAAAUAUGUUUUGGACUCGCAGCACGUGAAGAAGUUUUUUUACUACAUACAGCUUCCCAAUUUCGACAUUGCUGCUGAUGCUGCUGCAACUUUUAAGGAACUUCUGACAAGGCACAAGUCUACAGUUGCUGAGUUUCUCAUUAAGAAUGAAGACUGGUUUUUUUCAGACUACAACUCAAAGCUUCUUGAAUCAACUAAUUAUAUUACCAGACGGCAAGCUAUUAAGUUGUUGGGCGAUAUAUUAUUGGAUCGGUCAAAUUCGGCUGUGAUGACGAAGUAUGUGAGCUCGAUGGAUAACUUGAGGAUUCUGAUGAAUCUUCUCAGAGAAUCAAGCAAGACUAUUCAGAUAGAAGCUUUCCAUGUUUUCAAGUUGUUUGUAGCAAACCAAAACAAGCCUUCAGACAUCGCCAACAUUCUGGUGGCAAACAGAAACAAGCUUCUGAGAUUGUUGGCUGAUAUCAAGCCGGACAAAGAGGACGAGAGGUUUGAAGCAGACAAAGCUCAGGUUGUGAGAGAGAUUGCAAGCCUUAAGCUGCGAGAGCUUGCUUGAGCAUGCACAUAUACACAAAAGCUCAUGCUUUCUGUUUAAUCUUUGAAAGACCUUUUUGGACCAUCAAAGAUUGUUGUUAUUUAUUAGGUACUGUUUCUCUUUCUCUCUCAGCGACUAAUUGACUGGUCUGGAUUUUUUAGUUCAUAUGAAUUCACAUGUACACACUCCUUUAGUGUCGAUCAAAUAAAAUGGCAUUAUAAUUACUACA